AUGGUGGAAGGCAUCCCGGACGAGGAGCAGCAGGACGAGAAGGUCAGGGCCUACUUCGACCGAAUGUUCGGCAAAGGCAGCGUGGCCGACUGCAACGUGUGCAAGACCAUCCCCGAGUUGGAGACGGCCUUUGCAGAGCUUCAGGCAGCGAAGGCGGCCCUCGACAUGGCAACGCAGCAGUGGGAGAACGAGGGCAAACAGGAUGACAAGCGGCCGAAGGUCAAGCCGUCCAUGAUGGCCUCAGAGGAGGACGCCAUCGAGUACUGGACAAAGGUGGUCGCCGACAAAUCGGCGGAGGUGCUAUCCAACCGCGACAAGUACGCGAAGGAUGCGAGCGAGAGUGCCGGCGGCGUGAACGGCCACACCGGCUUCGUGACGUUCAAAGACCGGCGGGAUGCAAGGGUGGCGGUCCAGAUGAAGAUGUCCGCAGACACCACGACCUGGCAGGCCACGAAUGCAAAGUUGGCGACUGAGCUUGCGCGGAUGUUGGCCGGUGCAACGAUGGUGCAUCCGAACCCAGUAGAAACAGAGAUCGAGAAGCGGAAUCAUGAGUUCAUUGAAGACGCGGACAAUCUCUUCGUGCUCAAGAGCGCUGCAGGGCGAAGUGCGGCACAUUUCGAAAACUCCGUUCUAAAGAAGCUGCAACAUGCACAGAGCAUCACGAAGAUCUACCUCUACCCUGUUCCUGGCUGGGAUGAGGAGGAUCCCGUCUUCGACUUCACAGGCUUUUCCCAGCUGGUUGGCAAGUACAUGCCCAUGGUGACAGCGCUCUUGUUACAGCACAUGUUGGUCAAACACUUUGAGCUCAAAAGCUGGCCGCAGCUCAAAGAGCUGACGCUGGUCGACCCCCAGUGCCAAGAUGGGAAGUGGAACCUUGAGCUCGAGAAUCUGGAAGUGCUUAUCAUGGAGAACCACGUGCCUCCAGCAAAGAACUUUGCAGCCUCAGUGGUUCAGUGCCCUAAGAUUCGCCGAUUUUUUGCGCACAAGCUUUGGGCAGAGGAGACCCUUCCCAGCCUGUAUCUGCCAAACUGCACAGACUUCACCUUCCGGCGUGGGGACUGCGUCGACAAACUGAGCCUCUACCUUCCACGUGUCCGGACAUUGAACUUGGAUGCCAACUACGACCUGCGCGUCCUCAACUUCCUGAAGCAAGGCCACGCUCGCCACGCCCAGUGGAACCUCCCCACGCAGGCCGAGCAAUCGAAGUUCAAUCUCUCCUGCCUGAACGCGGCCCUUGGUCCCAAGGUGCAUCAAGCGCUGCUGAGCAGCGGCCGCCUCCUGAACGACAUCCGGGAGGAGUGCGAGGAGAUGGAGGAAGGAGAAGAGGAGGAGGACAUGGAGGACGACGACUUUGAUCCCAGCAUCGCAGGGCCCGAGCUGCUUGGGCGCAAGGUCAAGGUGGUGCACUUGAAGUCUCGCAAGGACCUGGUGGGCAAGGAAGGGAAGGUCGUAGAAGUUUAUCCCGACAAAGACAGGAUCGGGGUUUGGUUUCUCCACACCAAGGGCUUGGAACUUUCAAUACCCCUGGCCAGUGUGGAAGUCUUGCACACCGAGCCGCCCAGGAAGUGCUUAAACGAGAUUGACUAG
Molecule: messenger RNA, 1587 nt
Organism: Symbiodinium natans
Lineage: Eukaryota; Dinophyceae; Suessiales; Symbiodiniaceae
Source: the annotation of a GenBank genome assembly